Talaromyces rugulosus is the source of this 5547-nucleotide messenger RNA. RefSeq lists its product as uncharacterized. Bases 1 to 5547 code for a protein of 1848 amino acids. NCBI's taxonomy places the organism in Eukaryota, Fungi, Ascomycota, Eurotiomycetes, Eurotiales, Trichocomaceae. The transcript is spliced from 9 exons. Gene Ontology annotation, biological process: carbohydrate metabolic process; nucleoside metabolic process. The record is from RefSeq and is a predicted model, not a curated record. Gene Ontology annotation, molecular function: hydrolase activity, hydrolyzing O-glycosyl compounds; carbohydrate binding; nucleotidyltransferase activity.
AUGCCGAAUUUCGCAUACGAGUUCCAAGGAGACCAGGGUCGCGACCGUGACCGCGACCGUGAUCGUGGUGACUACAAUCGGGGCGCAGGUGGUCGACCAAGAAAUUUCGACGACGACAGGAGACGACGACCACGCCAUGACUUUACAUUUCGAUUUCGUCCGCCAACCGCUGAGCGUCCGCUGCUGUCGAGACAACGCGAUCGCACACCGGAUUUUCUGGCAAACACCGUCGACGGGCAAGACACACCGCAGUUGAAGUUUGCGAACCCGGACGAGCUGACCGAUAGCGACGAGGCUGAGAUGGAGGAAUCCGCGUCUUCUGGUGGUGACAAUGACAAUGACAAUGACAAUGGCGACGACGAUGAAGAUAGCGGUACUGCUGCAACCCCCCCGCGCAAAAAACGUGCCUUGGAAAGCACUGUCAAUAGUAACACUGUUGAACGGCCCAAGUGGUCGAACCCCGAUCCGUACACUGUGCUGCCUCCGUCGGACGAGACGCAGGGUAAGCACGUCGAUGUUGUCAAGCUUAUCCGCAAGGCCCGUCUUGCUGCUAAUGCGCCGGCGAAUGCUGAUGCGGUUGCUACGAAUGAGGACUAUAUUUCCUUCGAUAUGGGCGAUGAUGCAGAUGUCGUCGACGAGAAUGUGCCUCCAGAAAACGCCCCGACUGGCCCAAGGGCACUACGGGAUCGGCCUGAUGAUUCUAUUGCGGGGAAGAAACGCACACGAGACGAUGAGAUAAAACCGUUUACUGGGAAGUUUGGAAAAGUUGGCUAUAGUCCGUAUGGAGAUAUUGUUAGCGUGUGGAAGGCCGGACCGUCGGAUAACGGAACCCCUUGGCUUGAGUUGAUGGAACCAACGCUGCAUCUUGGUACUAGACUUCACAACGAGAUUUUGGCGUUCUACGACUGGGUGAAGCCCCGCCCGUACGAGGAUAUGAUUCGGCGAGACCUGGUAGAAAGAAUACAAAGGGUAUUCGAUGUGCAGCCGAAGUUUAGAGGCAUGGAAGUCAAACCAUUCGGGUCCUUUGCGUCGGGCCUGUAUCUCCCUGUUGCUGAUAUGGAUCUGGUUUUGCUUUCUCCUAGUUUCAUCCGCAAUGGACGAGAAACAUUUAUCCCGCGCAGGCGAGGGUUUGGAGGCCAAGUGUCCAUUUAUGAAGUUGCAAGGCUUUUGGAAAGGGCUAGCGUUGUCGCUUCGGGCUCUAUGGAGAUCAUUGCGGGUGCCAGGGUCCCCAUUCUUAAGUGGGUUGAUCGUUUGACUGGGUUGAAAGUGGACAUGUCGUUUGAUAACGACAGUGGCAUCCGUGCCAUCUAUUUUUUCAACAAGUGGAAGGAAGCAUAUCCAGCCAUGCCUGCUAUUGUUGCUAUCAUCAAGCAAUUCUUGCUAUUGCGGGGCUUGAAUGAAGUGCCCACGGGUGGCCUGGGAGGUUUCUCUAUCAUCUGUUUGGUUGUCAGUCUUUUCCAGCACAUGCCGCACACAAUGGAUGGCCACGGCCCAACUCUGGGUAGCGUUUUGAUGGACUUUUUUGAUUUCUACGGAAACAAAUUUGAUUUCUCGUCAGUUGGAAUUAGACUGAAUCCCCCGGGAUAUUAUAACAAGGUCGUCUACAGCCAUGACAGAAAACCACGACUGUCCAUUGAGGAUCCUAACAAGCCUGAUAACGACAUUUCUGUUGGCACCAAGGAGAUUGAUUUGAUUUUGCGGUCUUUCUCCAAGGCACAUAGUGCGUUGAAAUCCCGGAUGAAGUCGUUGGCGACUUCGCACCAACCAGAAGUCUGCUUCCUAGACACAAUCAUCUCGGCGUGCUAUGAUGAAUAUGCUGAACAGCGGGCACAACUACGGAUCAUUUUUGAAAAAGAAACUCGUUUUGAACCAUACUUGCGGCUCCUCACACCGCCUCCACCGCCAGAAGAAAGCCCAUCCGAGUCUGAGUAUGAUCCAGAGGACGCGCCUGCCCCUCCUCCACCUCCUCCUGAAUUGAAGUCCGAGGCGAGCACAGUUAGCAAGUCUAGCAAGUCUAGCAAAGAGGCAAAGGACAGCAAAUCUUCAUCUAAGCGACAAAAAAAAGACGGCAAAAAGCAAGAGCAAAAGGAGCGAAAAAAGGUAGCUGCACAGGAUCGGACAAAACGCCUCAAGCUGCUACUCCCACAUCGAGCAUCUGAGAUCAAAGAUGAGAUUGGCCAUGAAGAAGCCUUUCUUUUUAGUGGUGGGGCGGCAGUCGAUAGCGUGAAAGAGAGCUCGAAACCAAGCAAAACAACACUUCUCCUGGUACGAUUUCUUUCCAGUAGUAAUUGGUGGGCCCCCAGAAUGUCAGACCCGGCAAACUACACUGUAGGCUGGAUCUGCGCCUUUGGCGUGGAAUAUGUUGCUGCGCAGGAAUUUCUCGAUGAACAGCACGAAGGACCGAAAUUUGUGGCACCAAACGAUACCAAUGAUUAUACAUUGGGCAAAAUAUGGCAACACAACGUUGUCAUCGCUGUCUUACCGGAUGGUGAACAUAGUACAGCUUCUGCAGCCAACGUGGCAACAAGCAUGAUGAACAGCUUCCCUAAUGUCAGAAUCGGCCUCAUGGUCGGUAUCGGUGGUGGCGUACCAAGUGAGAAGCAUGACAUCCGUCUAGGCGAUAUUGUGGUCAGUGCGUCUCGCCAUGGUGAGGGUGGUGUGUUCCAAUAUGACUUUGGCAAGUCUAUAGAAGGUCAGGGCUUUCAGCACACGCAGUUCUUGAACCAGUCCCCAACUACACUGCGCACCGCAAUAGCGGGGAUUCAGGCACAGUAUAAGAGAAAGGGACACCGAAUCCAAGAAGCUGUCAACGGAAUUAUUGACAGGAACGCGAGGCUACGCCAGGAGUACGAACGACCGCACCCAAGCACUGACAGGCUAUUCAAAGCUGAAGUUAUUCAUAACCCAACAACAGACUGCACUAAAUUUUGUAUGGCCGAUCCCUUCAAUUUGAUAUCGCGGCGCGAGCGGACUGAACACGAGGAUAAUCCUACUAUCCACUACGGCCUGGUUGCCUCUGCCAGCCAGUUGAUGAAAGAUGCCUCGACCCGAGAUCGACUUGCAGCGGAAAAGGACGUUCUUUGUUUUGAAACGGGAGCCGCGGGGCUGAUGAAUCAUUUUCCCUGUCUGGUCAUCCGGGGCAUCUGUAACUACUCAGACUCGCAUGGGAACAAGGAGUGGCAAGGAUAUGCAUCGAUGGUGGCGGCUGCAUACGCCAAAGACAUAUUACACAGGAUCUCCCCGAGCAUGCACAUUGAGGCUGAGAAGGGGGCUGACUCCAGCUCACCAAUCACUGUAACACUUCAGGAGGGCAUAUCCAUCGACUGGAUGAGCAAUGUGGAGCGCUUCACCGUUGAGGAUGAGACCGUCAAUCUGCUGCUGAACAAAUAUCAGCGGCAUCGGGGGGAUACACUAAACUCGCCGGCCAUUUCAGCAGAGGUGACCUCGCCGCUUGAGGGGAUUAUUGGAGUGAAGCUGGUUCACUGGGCUGGCCAGGUUGACAAUGGACCGCACUAUCAUCUCAAUUCUGCCAAGGGACAUGCAAAGAUCGAAAAAGUUACUACGCCUAACAGUGCCGCUGUCAGCUACCAAAGCGGCCCACUGAAUCUGAACAUCAAAACGUCCCCCAACGACCUCGAGUUCGUCUGGUCUUCUUCUCAUGACCAAAAAAAGCUAACCGGCCACUCAUUCCGCUCAAUUGGGUACGUGCGAGAUGGCACUACAGACAAGACGCGCUGGCAGGAUGGCAUGUACAUCGAACACCAAGGAUACAUGCUCGCCGAACUUGAUCUCGGCGUGAACGAAAAACUGUACGGCUUGGGCGAGCGCUUCGGUCCCUUUGUCAAAAACGGUCAAACGGUCGAUAUCUGGAACGAAGAUGGCGGGACGUCCUCGGAACUGGCGUAUAAGAAUAUUCCUUUUUACCUCAGUUCGAAGCGAUACGGAGUGUUUGUUCGUCAUGCGGGUAAAGUCAGCUUUGAGCUGCAGUCGGAGCGCACGACCAGAGUCAAUAUUUCGGUUCCAGGGCAAGAGUUGGAGUAUUUUGUUGUGUAUGGGAGCACGCCCAAGGAAGUGUUGAGACGGUACACGGCGUUGACGGGACAGCCGAGCUUGCUGACGGUCCCAGGUUUCACGACAAACUACGAUGAAAAAACAGUCACUGGCUUUCUAGACGGAUUCCGAGACCGCGACAUUCCCUUAGGCGUGUUCCAUUUUGACGCCUUCUGGAUGAAGUCUUACCAGUGGUGUGACUUGGAGUUUGACGAGGAUUAUUUCCCAAACGCAACGGAGUAUCUUAAAAGACUCAAAGACCGUGGCCUGCGUAUCAGCGUAUGGCUCAAUUCGUAUGUCGGACAGGCGUCUCGACUAUUCAAGGAGGGCAAGGAGAAGGGGUAUUUUAUCAAGCGUCUCGACGGUUCGGUCUGGCAAUGGGACCUGUGGCAGGCUGGCAUGGCCAUUGUCGACUUUACGAAUCCAGCAGCCUCGGAAUGGUACAUCAGCCACCUGAUGCGCCUGAUGGACAUGGGCGUGGACUCAUUCAAAACCGACUUUGCCGAGCGCAUCCCCUUCAAAAACGUGCAAUUCUACGAUGGCUCCGACCCAGAACGCAUGCACAACUACUACUCGCUGCUAUACAAUAAAGCCGUCUACGAGGCCAUGACACGCCGAGUCGGGCGCGCCAACAGCUUGCUCUUCGCGCGCAGCACUGCUCCCGGCGGCCAAGCAUACCCUGUACACUGGGGUGGUGACUGCGAAAGCACGUUUGAAGCCAUGGCCGAGUCGCUGCGUGGCGGCCUCAGUCUGAUGCUGUCCGGAUACAUCUUCUGGGCGUCCGACAUUGGCGGAUUCGAGGGCACGCCACCGCCGGCUCUGUACAAACGCUGGGUACAGUUUGGCUUGUUGUCGUCACAUUCUCGCUUGCAUGGAUCAAGUUCGUUUCGCGUGCCCUGGAUCUAUGGAGAGGACUGCAGCGACGUGUUACGGGAUUGUGUCAAACGCAAGAUUUCUCUAACGCCGUAUAUCCUGCAGGAAGCACUGAAUGGUCAUCGAGAGGGCGUGCCGCUGAUGAGGCCAAUGUUUCUCGAGUUCCCGGACGAUCUCAACGCGUACGCUAUCGACACGCAAUACAUGUUUGGCAGCAAUCUGCUUGUCGCCCCUGUGUUUACUGAGGACGGGUCAGUAUCGUUUUACGUGCCGUACACCACCAACAGCAGUAGUCUAGACGAAGACGGUCACGGGAAAUGGAUCUCCUGGUUUGACCACGAAAAGACAUACGAGCCAGGCCGGUGGUAUCACGAAACCCACGAUUUCUCGUCUCUGCCCGUCCUCAUCCGACCCGGGACGGCGACGCCGGUGAACCGUUCGCUCAAGACUCCGCAGGAUGAUCCGUUUGGUGGCUUGGAGUUUAUUGUUAAUGGAAAAGUUGCACAGGACUACAGAAUUGAAAUCGUGAAUCCGGACAACGUGCAUGAGGUGAUUAAGAGCGUUGCUGUUGGGGCGGUGACUCAGGACGGAAAUGUUAUAGUUGUACCUGUCAACGCCACUUAG